UCCGGGACCCGAAUGGGAUAUGGUGCUGUCUGAGCUGGCGGCGCGCCUCAACUGCGCUGAAUACAAGAACUGGGUGAAGGCGGGCCACUGCCUGCUGCUGCUGCGCGGCAGCCUGCAAGGCUUUGUCGGCCGCGAGGUGCUCUCCUUCCACCGCAGCCUGCUCGCCGCCGCCCCCGGCCUGGGCCCCCGCGCCUCCUGCCGCGGCGGCUCCCGGUGCAGCCCGCGUGCCCGCCAGUUUCAGCCUCAGUGUCAGGUGUGUGCAGAAUGGAAAAGGGAGAUUUUGAGCCAUCACACCAACAGAAAUGGAGACGUCCACUGGGGAAACUGCCGGCCGGGACUCUGGCCCGUCGACGCCUGGGAAGUGGCCAAGGCCUUCAUGCCCCGAGGACUGGCAGACAAAAGAGGACCUGAGGAAUGUGAUGCCGUAGCUCUUUUAAGUCUCAUCAAUUCCUGCGAUCACUUCAUUGUUGAUCGAAAGAAAGUCACAGAGGUGAUUAAGUGUCGUAAUGAGAUCAUGCACUCUUCAGAGAUGAAAGUAUCUUCUGCGUGGCUUCGAGAUUUUCAGAUGAAGAUCCAGAAUUUUCUGAAUGAAUUCAGGAAUAUCCCAGAGAUUGUGGCGGUAUACUCUAGAAUAGAACAGCUGUUGACAUCUGACUGGGCUGUUCAUAUUCCUGAGGAAGAUCAACGAGAUGGGUGUGAAUAUGAAGCAGGAAUUUACCUGAGUGAAAGCCAAGUAAAUGAAAUAGAAAUGGAAUUACUAAAGGAAAAACUUCAAGAGAUUUAUCUUCAAGCAGAAGAGCAAGAGGUGUUGCCUGAAGAGACUUCGACAAGACUGGAAAUGGUGAAGGAAUUUCUGAGAAACAAUGAAGAUCUUAGAAAUAGUCUUACAGAAGAGAUGCAGAAGCUAGACAGCCUCCACCUCCAGCAUCAGAAACGGGACUCAAAGGAGCCUAGUGGGGAGAUGCCUAAAGAGAGGGCCUGAGGUUGUCGUUUGACAAAAAAUCAGGCAUGUUCUGUGACAGCCAGCACAGCUUCCAUCUCAGCCAUCCUUUCCUGGGCCAGAGGAAAAACGUACGAGAGUAUUCACACAAACAGUCUUUCCCUGGACUUUCCUUUGGUGCUUUGGGAGUGUUUGUUUUAAAAUAUUUAUAAGCUUGGAGUUGUAUAAUCUACACUGAUUAAAAAAAAAAGUAUUAGAUACUCUUGGGCCAAAACUUGCUACUAUCCAGGAAUUUUUUUUUUUCUAUUUAAAAGAUGAGA
Molecule: messenger RNA, 1260 nt
Organism: Trichechus manatus latirostris (Florida manatee)
Lineage: Eukaryota; Metazoa; Chordata; Mammalia; Sirenia; Trichechidae
Gene: CUNHXorf38
Product: chromosome unknown CXorf38 homolog
Exons: 7
Coding region: 20-982 (320 amino acids)
Source: RefSeq, a predicted model, not a curated record